This is a messenger RNA of Microbotryum saponariae, 2236 nucleotides long. The record is from the annotation of a GenBank genome assembly. Lineage: Eukaryota; Fungi; Basidiomycota; Microbotryomycetes; Microbotryales; Microbotryaceae.
AUGUUGAAAUGCAUUCAUCACUUUGGCUAUAACUACAUCGUGACGUAGUAGGUUGAUCGAACAGGUUAUAAGCCCACGAGCUACCAGCCCCGCCGCUUGAGGCUUUUUCGCUCGAGCCCAGCCUCGAGCCGCACACGUCCAUCGCACCAUCACAUCAUGGACAGCUCUCCGCCUCGCCUUUGGCCCCCAGGGAUCCCAGCUCCCCUGAAUCUUCGAUCGGCGAACAAAUCGCCACUCUACAGGCCCAGCUUGCCGCUCUGCAGGCCUCGCAACCCGCCGCCGCCGCAGCCGCCGCACCCCCGGCCGUCACCGUCGUGCGGGGAACGCCGCCACCGCAUCCAAGGUCGUGUUUCCCAAGCACGCUCGUCUGGACGGCCCCAAGUCGUUCACCAACUGUUGCGUCAACUCCGUCUUGCACUCCCGAACCAGGUUCGUGGUUACGUUCUCGACGGUGUCGUUCCCCCGACCUGGACCGCCGACCAGCUUGCCGCACGUGACGACGCCGCCCGGGAAAUCAUCGUUGGCUCUAUCGACUCCGCCGACGUAUCGCCACCCUCGACGCCAUCCCCAGCGACGACCUGUCGGCACCGCGCAUCUUUGCCGCUCUCAAGGCUCGUUUUGCACCGGACGACGCUACACGCACUCUCGAGUUGUUCGCUCGCCUUUGGGACUUCAGGAAGAUGCCUGCCUCCGUCGAGGCCUACGACACUUGGCUACGCGAGUACAUGUCGAUUGCUCAGGAAAUACGCGACGCCAAACAUCGCUCAACGACUGCUCGCCACCACGUGCUCGCCAUGGUCCCGUCUGCCUCGACAGCUUCCGACUCACGUUCACGGACGAGCAGCGAAACCGACGCGACCUUCCGAACUCACGACGCUUACGGACCGCAUUCGCAUCCAGCUUCGUUCGGCAGGACUCUCGACCUCGCAUUCGGCCAUGCUUGCCACCAGCUCCCCCUGCCCCGCCUGCCGCGCUCCCGGUCACCGCCUGCGCGACUGCACUUCACGUGCGAAGCACCCGCCCACCGGCCCUGCCGCCGAUGCCAAAGAAAGGUCACUGGGCACUCGACUGCAAGAACCGGGGUGAACAGGCACGUAGCAGCGACGACACCCAGGACGACACGUCUUCCUCCGCGGCCUCGCAACCGAACGUCGGCUAUUUCGCCUCCUGCCUCUUCGCUCGUCGCCAACUCCCAACUGACGCCUUUGUAGUCGAUUCGGGUGCCACGACACACAUGGUCGCCGACCGAUCUCUAUUCACGACUUAUCGUCAGACGGCACACACCAAGAUCGGCGGCAUCGCGGGCGGCAUCACGGCUAUCGGCAUGGGGGACGUGGCAUUCGUCGCCAAGACUGGACACCCGAUCACGCUCCGUGGUGUUCUUCACACGCCUGGCCUACACGUCAACCUCCUCUCUGUCUCUCGCCUCUGCGACACCGACCGCGUUCGUCUCGCCUUCACCAGCGACGGCAUCGACAUCGCCAAGGACGGCCGGGCCAUUGCUCACGGUACCAGGGUCAACGACGGUCUUUACCUUUUGGACGCGGAUCACACCAAGUGUCAGCAUCUUGCCUUCCUCUCACGCUCUGAGUCUCCCGUGCCCCUGCUUACCCUACACCGCUGCCUCGGCCAUCUUGCCCCAUCCUCUAUACAGAAGAUGAUUGCUGCAGGUUUGCUGGACGGGUUUGGGGCCGGGUACAGUGACAAAGACGUAGAGGAGUUUGUUUGCAAUGCUUGCCUUGGUUCCAAAGGUCACCGCCUUCCCUUUCCCGACUCUGAGUCGCAUUCCGCCGAGAGACUUGGCCUCGUGCACAGCGACGUCCUGUCGUUCCCCACUCCGUCCUUGACCGGGAAGCGCUACCUUGUCACGUUUCUAGACGACCACUCUCGCAAACUCUGGGCAUAUGCGAUCGAUCACAAAAGCGAUGUUUUCCCGACCUUCCAGACUUGGCUCGCCGAAGUGGAGUUAGAGACGAACGCGCGGUUGAGGAUCCUUCGAACCGACAAUGGCGGGGAGUAUGAGAUGAUCACCACUACUGUCAGGAGAAGUCGAGAGUCGAACAGAAGUGAUCUAUUUCAGCGUACCUAUGAGAUGAUCACCACUACUGUCAGGAGAAGUCGAGAGUCGAACAGAAGUGAUGAGAAGGAAGCUAAGAAAUGGAAAGGUGGCCCGCGCUGGGAUAUGCCCAGGCGCGGGCGAAAUCGCUGGAGCGCUGAGGCAGUCGCGCGCGGCUAA